Messenger RNA from Blepharisma stoltei, 700 nucleotides. The record is from the annotation of a GenBank genome assembly. NCBI's taxonomy places the organism in Eukaryota, Ciliophora, Heterotrichea, Heterotrichida, Blepharismidae.
AUGGAAAGUUUAAUAGAUGAAGAGACUCCUGAAGAAUUAGAAACUGCCUUUCAAAGGUUCAGAGAAUUUGCCCCCACUUUGGAAUCUGCUUUGUCUACUCAGAGAAUCCUUAAAGAAUACAAAACUUUAGUUCGGACGAAAGAAUGCAAAGGAAUCCACACUGAAUUUGAAAAUGGCUCGAAUAUCUAUGUUUGAAAUAUUCAUAUUGACAUGAACAAAUAUUCUUAUUUAUUUAAACUAAAAUCUCCAUAAUUUGCUAGCUAAAACCAUUUAAUUUCUAAAAAAAAAAAUUAUCUGGUAAAUCCAUGGUAAUAAAUAAUCUGAGGCUUUAUAUCAAAUUUCUUCUAUAUUAAAUAGUGAUUUUGAUGCAUAUGUACAAAGAAAUCCAGGUAGAAAAAAAGAACUUGUUUUCGAGGUCAGAUACGGUCAGAACUAUCCUUCAGAGCCUCCAUUUGUCAGAGUUAUAAGACCGAGGUUUUCAUUUCGCACUGGCCAUAUCACGAUAGGAGGUUCAGUUUGUAUCCAUGGUUUAACUACUUCAGGUUGAAAUCCAGAUAGAAACAUCGAUGGGAUACUUAUGGAAAUUUUGUCAAAUAUAGCGGAAGGCCAUGGAAGACUUGAUUGCUACCACGACAGAGACUACACUCUCAAUGAAGCUGAAAUCGCGUUUAGACGAGCCCUCAGGGUUCAUGGAUGGUAA